Malus domestica (apple) is the source of this 1764-nucleotide messenger RNA. RefSeq lists its product as uncharacterized. Lineage: Eukaryota; Viridiplantae; Streptophyta; Magnoliopsida; Rosales; Rosaceae. The record is from RefSeq and is a predicted model, not a curated record.
AUGGCUCCUCCUACGCCGCCUCCGCCUCCUCCGCCUACAACUCCUUUUGUUGUUGGUCCUCCAAAGGUCGACCCAUGUGUUCGUCUGUUUUUCCGGGACCUUGGUUCCCCUAAAGAUGUGCUGCAACUGCUCCCGUCUGCCUGGUCGCACAAUCCCCUGACUACGCUCAAGAUCAUCUGCAACCUACAAGAAGCCCAGUCCGACGAUGAAGCCUUCUUGACGGCGAUGGUUUGGCUCCACCAAAACCACCCCAACACCCUCGCCCACAACCUCCUCCCCAUCACGGUCUACUUUUCUUGUAUUAUCGACCUUGUCCCCCUUCUCACCCGAGUGCUUCUCGACGGCCGCCGCCACGAAGUUGAUCACAAGGAGAAGUACAACAGCAAGUGCCGGAUUUCGCAGCGAAACGUAAAAUUAUUGCGUCGUCAUCAGGGGGCGGUGGCGGCGGCAUUAGCCAAGAAAAUGGCAGCCAAGCUAGAAGCCAAAGAAAAAGCGAGUAAGCUGUUGACAAUAAAGAAGAGCGCCGCCCUGGCCACCAAGGCUGCUGAGAGGUACGAGAGCGAUCCCCACUUUCGGUUGUUGCACGACCUGGUUUCGGAUAUUUUCGCCGACUGCUUGAAGCAUGACAUUGGAGUAUUGCAGCAUCACCAUUCUCUUGACGAGAACGAUGAUGCUUACUACAGCAUGGAGAUAACGUGUGCCGCUAAGUACUGCCCCACCGUCCACUCCGCCGUAGCCCGCCCCACUGAUCUGCUGUUUGAAAGCAUUGCCAACAAGGUUUUCCCAUCCGAUUCCAAUCUGCCGCCGAACAAGCAGGAAGAAGGUGGGGGACGUGUUGAGGCCCAGGAGCGGCUCUCGAAGGAGGUUUUGGCGCCUCUGAGAAACGUCUUGGCGACACCCGAUGCUGUUUCUAACCGUUGGGGCUAUUCUCCGCACCCUUUCAUGGUUGAAAAGUAUGAGGAUGAUGUGGUGGACGUGAAUGCCAGCGGCGGUUAUAUGCUUCCACAUGACAUCAUAAGUUACUUUGUGUAUCAUGAUUACAAAGGAAAUGUGGAGGCGGAGGCGGAGGCGAAGGCAGAGGCUGAGCGUGAGUGGAAGAGGAUGGUGGAGGAUUUGUCCAUAAAACAAGGCGCGCUUAACAAGUGCUUGGCUGUAUGCGAUGCUCCAAAGAAUAUGAUCAUGAACGCAGCAAGGGUGUCUUUGGCUCUGGGGAUUUUGACUUCUGAACUGAACCAAGAGCCGGCCUGGAAAGGCAAGGUGAUGUUUUACAGCCAGAAGCCGGAGCUGCAUUUGAUACAAGGCGAUGAUCUCGAGUCCAAGUGCGCGUUUAUGAGGGGAAUGGAGCACUGCCAGGAAUGGAUGAUCGAUCUGAGGAAGGUGUUUGAUGUGAUUCUGGAAGCGGCAGUGAAGGAAAACUUGAAGCCGGAGCAGAUGGUGAAGAAUGUUUUGGUGGUCACCCACUACAAACACUUCACCGGAUUGUGGAAGAGGGGCUACUAUGAGGAAAUAGUGGGCAAGUACAAGGAGAAAGGGUACGGGGGUGUGGUGCCACACCUAGUGUUUUGGAAUAUUAUCAACCCGGAGGAUAAUCAGCCGGGGAAUCAUAUUGCAAGUGGACUUGAAGGGGUGACAUUAGUGACCGACUUCACCGACAGAAUGCUCAAGUUGUUAUUGGACAAUGACGCCCAGAUGGGCCCCGAACAUGUCAUGGAAGCUGCGCUCUCCGGACACAAGUAUCAAACUACUCUUGCUGUAGUCGACUGA